AUGGGCCUUGGACGCGGAGACCCCCAAGAAGAUCCGGGGCAUGCCGUCUCUUGGGGUAUAGUCACGGCGAGCAGUUUGCGUGGCCCUUGCACUACCCAGGAGGUCUUCGAAGCCUCGCAGGCUGGAAGGACGGAGGCCGCCCGCGAGGUGGCCCGGAGACGUUUUGGCGAGACCGAGAAGCAGCGCGGAGAGCGCGAGGUUCACGAAGGCCAGGCUUUCUUCGCAAGCUGUGGCGUGGAGCAGUUACGGCCUUCCUCGAGGUUUGGGCAGACUCGCGGAGGCUCGCGUCCAUACGGCGUAGUUUCACAGCGGCCCCGCACGACGCCUUCACGGCCUGCUCACGGUGAGGGAGCGCUAUCAGGCGAUUUGGAGCUCCGCAGCCCGUCUUCGCGAACCCACCUGCGGUACUCCAACCCGUGCCUCAGCCGGGUAAUGGACCAAGACCGCCAGCAGAACGGAGGAUUUUUCACAGGGUGGGGCGCUCGGCUUCUCAUUGCACAUGCUUUCGUGAGUCUGAACCAGUCUGAACCCGUGUGGAAAAGCCAUAAGCCAGGCAAUACUACCGCAGGACGAAAGUUCGCCAUACAACAUGAAGUUGAGAGAUCCUCACAUGUUGACCCCUUUUCCCCCGUAGACUCCUAG
This is a messenger RNA of Symbiodinium sp. CCMP2592, 642 nucleotides long. Lineage: Eukaryota; Dinophyceae; Suessiales; Symbiodiniaceae. The record is from the annotation of a GenBank genome assembly.